AUGACCAAACGAUAUAUUUGUCAAUUUUGCGCUCGCUCGUUUUCCAGGUCCGAGCACAAGCUUAGGCACGAACGGUCUCAUACUAGAGAAAAGCCGUUCCAGUGUUCGAUCUGUAAGAACGGGUUUGUAAGACGCGAUCUGUUGCAACGUCAUCUUCGAACUGUCCAUGGACUGGUUCUUAAGCACAACAUUGAUGAUAACAUCUCCACCAAGGACGAAUUGUUGAAAUCUCCUACCGGAGCUUCAGACUCCGGGCCCGUCAACUUGCAAUUAUCGGCUAUACCAAAUUCGCCUAACGAGGCGGAAUCCACAGAGGAUAGCUCAGCCCUCAUUGCAGAGAAGACCAUCACCUCGUUGUUGACACUGUCCAACAAGUUUGGGUAUCUGGACUUGAAGCUCAAUUGUUCCGUUGGCAAGUACAUCAUUGCUUUUGGUAGCUGCAAAAAAUGGCAGGCCAACCUCCCAAGCAUUAACCUUAGCAAGCUCCAGGGAUUGUCCGAUACCGACGAAAUGCUGUAUCUGAUCAUCUGUUUGGGCGCGUGUCGCAUGAACGAGUUCGACGACGCCAGCUUAAUGUUCAAUCGCAGCUGGGACAUUAUGAUUGAAAAAAUCAGCGACUCCAAAAUCAAUUACAACUCCGGUCCCAGUUUCAACAAGUUCGUCAACCAUCUCAUCAUCCUUGGCCACGUCUAUCUCCACUAUUUCGUCGACUUCUUCAACUCGCCGUCCCAAACUAGCCAACAGCUCUGUAAAAAAAUCGCAAUACCAAUAGACGUCCUGUUCGACUACCUCAACAACAUCAUCAGCACAUACCUCACAAACGUGGAAAACGAGGCCAGCAAAGACACGCACAAGUCUCCUUCGCCACCAAACACCUCUGUCCACGACGCAAACUCGUUCUAUUGGCACGCAUACCUGCUGUUAUCGGAGUACUCGUUCGUGUACAACAAGUCGCCGUCCUCUCUGCAUCUGUAUCUUCUGAACAAACCCCUUCCAGACGAGUUUUCAGAAACACAAGGGUCUUUCGAGGAGACGCUCGGCCAAAUGAUCAACAACCUGUCGCUAAUAUCAAGCUCUUUUCCCAACUUUGUCAACCACAACAACCUGAGUCUCAAGGAAAAAGCCAUUAUUGCCGGUUUGAUGAAUGAGCUUCAGAUGGUGAAGUUCAACGAAAUCAACAAACUCAACAAGAACGUCAUCCUGCAACAGGGUCUGUUCAAAGACAACAAGAACUUCCUCCACAAUGCAAUCAUCCUCGCAAACAAGAAUUUCAACGUUUCUGGUAAGCCAACAAGUCAGUUUGACGAGGAAUUUGUUCAGUUGUUAUCUGUGGUCAAACGUCGGCUGUUGCUCAAUUGCCCAUUGAAAUUCACCGAUCUGUUGAUGAAUUAUCUAGUGAUACCAAAAUCAGAUAGCAACUGGAUUCUCUUGGCUCUCACUUUGAAGGAGUUUCUUUUCGAAACAGAAUCGCUAAUAAACGACAAGAACUUCCUCAACAGCGACAAGCCCAUCAUCGAAUUUGACCUCUCAAAGCUGAUCAACGUUAUCCACACAGACGGCAACUCUCCAGCACCAUCAACAGAGCUGACCGACGAGGAGGUCUACAAGAAUCUCCACCAGUUCAUGAAUACACCGUUUAACGGGGAUUUCAUUGUCAACAACAACUUGGGCAUCACCAUGCUCCCAUGUUUGUUGCUUUCUUUGGUGUUCGACGAGGAAGGUCUUGUUGACAACAGAAAACUGCUGAAUCUCCCGGAAAACAAGCUUGUGAUGGUAGAGUUCAUCAUGGGCAAUUUCUUGGUGCUUAUCCGCAUCCUCAACUUCUUCAAAAAGAAGUAUUUCAUGGAUGUUUCCAUUGGCAAGAACUGGCCUCGUACAGAACAAACCCAGGACUACCCAGCCAACGAGUCCAACAACUCGGACGAGGAUGAUCCCUCGAUCGACAACGAAGAAGAAAGCAUCAUUCUUGCGGUCAUUUUCUUUGUGAUCAACGAACUGGGCUGUAAUCACAACGAAAAACCGGCUCCGACAGGUGGCCGUCGGAGAGCCAACAGCAUUUCAAUUGGCGAGUUUAACAACAAUAAUGACAAACUGAAGAAACUAAUCAAUUCUCCAAAGGAUUCAAAGUCGAACUCCAACAAACAGGAGCACUCUAUCAAGUCCCAGCUUGCUUCAGAUACGAAAUUUCAAUUCAUCGUGAGAAACAUUCAAAUCUGUUUCGGUCGCUGGUUAAAGCUGUUCACCAACAGGUACCAUCAAAUUGACAGGUUUCUCCGGAUCUUGAACAAAGUUCUGGAAGAUGACAUUUAUUCCAAGGCCAGCGACAAAACUUCAGCUAAUGGUUCUUAUAAUCUGGAAGUGUUCAAUUUGAUCUCAGCACAGCAACCCCAAUCAAUAGACCAUCAACAAUACGCUGUCCAGAAUUUGCGGUACAACGGUGCCAGCGGCUUGGCGAUCAACGACCCGCUAUACUUGCACCACCACUCCACUGAUUAUAUCAGUCAACACAAGUUUCCCGGAUACACCAGUCUGCACUUCCAGCGGUCUUUAUCCCCAACUGCCUCGAGUUCUAUACUACCCAAUAAGGACGACGAUCGUGUAAUGCUGCCACCUUUGAGCAGGAACAGUCGUCAGCUGCCAAAUCCUCUUCGCUCCCCGUACACCGACCCGAGACCCGCCACGGGUGCAACAGAAGGGCUUAGCGACUUGCUUCAUGCCGCGUCUAACGGGCCGGAUUAUGAGAAAAGAUGA
Messenger RNA from Ogataea philodendri, 2751 nucleotides. RefSeq lists its product as uncharacterized. The coding region runs from base 1 to 2751 and encodes 916 amino acids. Gene Ontology annotation, molecular function: DNA-binding transcription factor activity, RNA polymerase II-specific; RNA polymerase II cis-regulatory region sequence-specific DNA binding. The transcript has a single exon. NCBI's taxonomy places the organism in Eukaryota, Fungi, Ascomycota, Pichiomycetes, Pichiales, Pichiaceae. Gene Ontology annotation, biological process: regulation of transcription by RNA polymerase II. The record is from RefSeq and is a predicted model, not a curated record. Gene Ontology annotation, cellular component: chromatin.